Messenger RNA from Geosmithia morbida, 3810 nucleotides. Its product is annotated as FHA protein. Gene Ontology annotation, molecular function: ATP binding; protein serine/threonine kinase activity; protein binding. The annotation marks the transcript as partial. The record is from RefSeq and is a predicted model, not a curated record. The transcript is spliced from 2 exons. Gene Ontology annotation, biological process: peptidyl-serine phosphorylation; autophagy. Lineage: Eukaryota; Fungi; Ascomycota; Sordariomycetes; Hypocreales; Bionectriaceae. Gene Ontology annotation, cellular component: cytoplasm.
GACACACAAACACCAGCAACCCAGAAUGUUCUCGACCCUCGCCGACUAGGCAAGCAAAACUCGGGCUUCUCAGACGAGGACAUCUCCGACAUCAUAUGCGUCCUGUACCCGCACUCUGCGGCGGCGCGGCAGGAGGUGUCCCGGCUCGCGGCCGAGGCCUCGCCCUUCAUCAUCGGGCAGGACGAGGCCGGCGGGGCCGAGUACAGCACCGGUUACGAAGACGACCUGGGCGGCCAGGAUGGCGGGGGUUCGCUGUCGCCGCCGCCGCCGGCCGUGGCGCCCAGCUACGCCGUCAUCCUACGCCUCUCGUCGACCCUCAAGAGCCCGGCGGUCGGUUGCGCCUUCGGACGGAACCCGUCGCGCUGCGACAUCGUCUUCACCGGCGACCCCUACAAGCGCGUGAGCAACGUGCACUUCCGCAUCUACGUCAACGAGUACGGCAACGUCAUGAUAGAGGACCAGUCCACCAACGGGACGCACGUGGACAACCAUGUGCUCCACGGGCGACCUGCCCCCGGCCAACAGCAACUGCAGCAGCAGCGGCAGCAGCCGGGUGGCCAGCAGCAGCAGGCACACGGAAACCGUCGGGUCCUCAGCUCGGGCUCCGUCAUAAAGAUAUACCUGCACAGGCAGACGCAGGACCUCACCUUCCGCGUACGCAUCCCCAGACGAGACGAGGAGUACGAGCAGGCCUACGCCAACAAGGUAGUCCAGUACUUCGCAAGACACGGUCUCGCGACGGAGAACGGCGUCGCGCCGCCCGAGGAUAACGGGGGCGCUAAUCUUGCCCCGGCUCAUACCGGUCCUGUCGAUAUAUUCAAGACACCUGGGAGGGCGGCACAGCGACAGCAGCGGACUGCAGGCGGCGGCGGCGGCGGUGGUGGUGGUGGCACUAAUUCUCCUAGAAGGAAAUGGGAUGCCGUUGCCGCUGCCGCUGUGCAUAGGAGCAAAGAGUGGACCGGGUCGGGCAAGUACAACAAGGUCAGGUCUAUUGGGAAGGGGGCCUUUGCCGUCGUCUACAAGGUCACCGGAAAGUUUGACGGGAAACCGUAUGCUGCCAAGGAGUUGGAGAAGAGGCACUUUAUCAGGAACGGUGUUCUGGAUCAGAAGGUUGAGAAUGAGAUGAAGAUCAUGGAGAGGGUUCAACACCCUAACAUUGUUAGAUAUAUUGAAAACUUCGAAUGGGAUGACAGACUCCUCAUCAUCAUCAUGGAGUACAUCUCCGGCGGCGACCUGGGCCACCUCGUUGGCGCCAACGGCCCGCUACCAGAGGACGUAACGCAGAGCAUGGCGCGGCAGCUGCUGAGCGCGCUCGAGUACCUACACCAGAAGAACAUAACGCACCGCGACGUGAAGCCCGACAACAUCCUGGUCAAGUCGGUGGAGCCCAUCGAGGUGAAGCUGACCGACUUCGGCCUGUCCAAGAUGGUGGACAGCGAGCAGACCUUCCUGCGCACCUUCUGCGGCACCCUCCUCUAUUGCGCCCCCGAGGUCUACACCGAGUAUGUCGAGUACGAUGACAACGGUUACCGCAACCGGGGACAGAAGAUGCGCCGCGUGCCGGGUCAGCGGUACAGCCACGCCAUCGACAUCUGGUCCCUGGCCGGCGUCCUGUACUUCUGCCUCACAAAGUCGCCGCCUUACCCUGUCAGCUCCGGCAUCAGCUACUCGGAGCUCCUGCAUAAGAUCAUGACCACCAAGCUCGACGUCAGGCCGCUGCUCGCCGCCGGCGUCUCCGACGCGGGCGUCGAUUUCCUCUCCCGCAUGCUUCAGAGGAAGCCCGAGAACCGGGCCACGAUUGCCGACCUCGACAGCCACGCUUGGUUCCGCGGCCAGGGCUCCAUCAUCGAGGCCUCCCAGUCCUACGAUGACAUGACAGACGACGACGACCUGGCCGCCUACGUCCAGAGCCAGCACGAGCAGCAGGUUGGCGGGAAGUGGGACGCUCAGCUGGAGCACGACGAGGAGGAGGAUCGUAUCCUGGACUCCAUGGGCGAGGAAGACGACGACGACGGCGACGGCGCCCAGCAGAGGCUGUUUGGUGAGGUCGGCAGCUCGGCCGUCGGCAGCUCCGGUGCCGUUCACGACAACUUCCUCAACCUACCCGUCAGCCUGCGCGAGGAUUCGAGCCUCUACGAGGGCACGCCUGCCGGAACUAGGACGUAUCGUCCUGUAGAGGAUGACGACAACGGUGGUGCCGACGCUGGACAGCGUCGCCAGUCUGACGACCAGCUGCAGAGUCUGGUGGAGAAUGUAGCAUCGCAGAGCCUUGGGGGAAAUGGUGGCGGCGGUGAUGACGGCAGUGAAGCACAAGCACAAGCUCCGGCACAAGCACAAACACCGGCACCGGCACCUGCAGCAACCCCGGGUCCGGCGUCGUCUUGCUAUUCUAUUUCGGACGUGACAGCUAGCAAGAGGAAGCCGCCCCCGUCAGCCGACACGAGUGACGAGCAUGUUCCGCACGGGCACCCGGUCCUCAAGAGGCUCAAGUCCGAUAUUUACAUGGAUGACAUGGCCGAGGCCAAACUGCUUGCCUGCGUACCGGCAGUCAAGAGAUCCGAGUCAGGCCGGCAGAUUGACGAGCCCGUCGACAAGGUGGUAUACUGGCAGCAGGACAAGUCGACAUGGCACCUGGAUUACCCGGAGAUGACGCAGCUGCAGACGACGGCCUUCCAGCAGGCGGCCAAGAUGAGAGGCGAGACUUUCGAGCCGGGCAGGACCCCCCUCUGGGACCUGGCCAUGCGGUACUUCCCGUCGACGACGGCAGCCACGACGACAACAAUAACAGCAGCGACGACCAGGACGAGCACGAUGACGUCGCCGCCUACAUCAUCCCAGGCCGGCGACGGUAUCCCUUCCACGGCGGUUCUAGCAGACCACGUCCACACGCCCGUGCCCAAUCCCUCCCCCCAGGAGCAGCAGCAGAUUGUCGUGCCCGUGCACAGCGGCGCGUCGCCCGCCCGGGCGGUGGGCCUGAUCCAGUCGCACGCCAGAUCGUGCAUCAAAGACAUAUCCUUCUCCAUCACGGAACCCCUCGUAUCGUUCGGCCGGCACCCCGACAACACGCAGGUGUUCCGCGCGUCCAGGGAGCGCCGGGUGCCCAAGUUCGCCUUCGACAUCGCCGUGUGGCGCGAGGGCGAUGAGGCGCUGCCCCGGGCGCCCUACCCCUGGUCCUCGUCGACGGCCAAAGCCAGCGAGUACUCGUUCUGGAUCUCGACGAAGGCUACGGUGGGGAUCCACGUGAACGGACACGAACUGCCCUCCCGCGAAGCGACGACCCCGUCUGGUCUAUCGCGCAACUGGGCACGCCUCCACGACGGAGAUGUCCUCGUCAUAUGGGGGAAACCCAACGGGCUUGAGCAGACUACCCUGACAUUCCAAUGCUUGUGGGGCGGUGCAUCCUCCUCCUCCUCCUCCUCCUCCUCCUCCCGCGGUCUCUCCCCCGAAGCUUCUGCUUCCGCCGCCGGCAGCGGCCAAGCACAGGGCCUGGAUAUGGCGUCCCCCGAAGCAAGCCGGAAGCUGGACGACGCGUGCCGUAGGGCGGAGAGGCGCGCCCGUGAAGCGGCAGAGAUUAGGCGCCGCAGGGAAGACGCGAGUAACGACCUCGUCAGGCGGAAGCUGUCGGUGCACAGGGAGAGGGAGCGCAGCGACGCCUUCGAGGUGCAGAGGGCCGAGGCGGUCAGCAUUCUCGCGCAGCAGGCGCAGAAGCACCGGUCGGCCAGGGCUGCUUCGGCUGGGAUUGUGACGGCAUCAUCUACCAAGGAUGGAUCGCAUGCUAGUUUACUUAAUACUUCGAGGAUUUAUACCUGA